Talaromyces proteolyticus is the source of this 1931-nucleotide messenger RNA. RefSeq names its product putative integral membrane protein. The transcript is spliced from 5 exons. The record is from RefSeq and is a predicted model, not a curated record. Bases 198 to 1652 code for a protein of 484 amino acids. NCBI's taxonomy places the organism in Eukaryota, Fungi, Ascomycota, Eurotiomycetes, Eurotiales, Trichocomaceae.
CACCCCUCGGCCAUACCUAGUCCAUAAAUCACUUUCGUCCUACCCUACAUCCACCUGUCAUCAGCGCCGAGCCGCUGCCGUUGUACUCAUGAUACAAUUUGAUAUGAGUUCCUUGAUCUGACCUGAGAAUUACGUCGAUUUACCGCUCGGUCUCGCAAGCAGCGCUUUUGUUUUUCUUUGGUAGUCUCACCACCAAAAUGUCGACCAUGUCGGUCCCGAGAUUCUUCCUCGCGACUUUUCUGGCUAUCCAGGUCUCCGCCCAUGGAGGCCAUGAGGCUGUGCCGGAAGGCGAGGCCAUAUCUGGAGAUCCAAUUGACUCGACAUUAUGGCUGCAUAUGAUUAUUAUGGGGGUAGCAUUUGGUAUCAUUUUCCCGUUUGGCAUGGUUCUUGGUAUUAUUCGGUCUCGCUGGCACGUCCCCGUGCAAGUCGUCGGUACCAUCUUAGCUGUCGUCGCAUAUUUCAUGGGUCAUGCGCAUAAAGGUCGCCAAUUCGCUAAAAAUGUCCAUGCCUCGUUUGCAAAUUCCCUCAUGCUCCUACUCAUCAUUCAAGUGGUGCUAGGUGUCUAUUUGAAACUCCAUCUCGAGAAGGGUAUCAAUGGCCGUAUUCGUCGGUACAUGGUCCUUGGGCACGGUGUCUUAGGCAAGGCAAUGCCUGUCGUCAGCUGGGUGCAAAUGUUGUUCGGUGGAAUCACCGCGCUGGGAUUUUGCCGCGACGACCACCUCGGUCAAUGUCUUGCGCAUUUUAUCAUGGGAAGUGCCUUCAUUGCCUAUGGUAUUGUGAUGACCAUUUUGCUCCUCGUUGGUCAGUUCUGGCUGCGUCACACCGGUCGAAGCCAGGAAUUCUUCGAUUCCCUUAUCAUCGCGGCUUGGGGCUGCGUUAACACCUUUACCGAACACCGAUGGGGUGGUCCCUGGGUACAUAAUGAUUUGCAGCACACCACUAUGGGCAUUGUCUGGUGGUGUGCUGGACUGCUUGGCAUGUGGUUGAGUCGUAAAAGAAAUGGACGACCAAAGCGCAACCUAAUUCCGGCUAUCGUUAUUCUGUUGACAGGAUAUGGAAUGUCAGCUCACCCACAGAAUCUACCUCUCAGUACCAUGGUCCACACCAUGUUCGGAUACACAUUGAUGGCUGCCGGGUUAACGAGAAUCAUUGAGAUUUCCUUCGUGCUCAGAGAUCAGAGCACCUUUAGCCUUGAUGGCUCAGACCCUCACAGCUUCCAAUACUUACCACCAUUCCUUCUUUAUGCUUCGGGUUUCCUCUUCAUGGGUGCCACAGAGGAGCAAAUGCAACUCCUCAGCGAUGCUGGCGUCACCCAUGUAUCAUACAUUUUAAUCCUGUAUAGUGUCGCGUUCAUUCUAUUCCUUUUUGUCAACAUUCUCCUACAUCUAUAUGCUGUCCAUGCAUUCCCCGAAUCGGCGCAGUUUAAUAGGAAAAACCAGCAACUUCCAAAAACGCGCCGUACUGAUUCCACCUCAUCAUAUACCGAAGCCAAUGGUACUUUGCAACCGAACGGCUAUACCCGUUCCCGCUCAGAAGCCGAACAAGUACACGACGCAGAGGCCUUCGAAUUGCAGGGCCUCAUCUCCGAUGACGAAUAUCAUGGCCACAAGGAAGGCGAUGAUGACGAGGACACUCUCGUCAACCCCAAGUGAAGGACUACUACACAAUUUAAAUUAAAUACUUGUCAACGGAAACAAAGGAUACCCGACUAAAUUUCUAUUGCUCUAUGCCAUGCUCACAUCCUAGGAACGUUCAUCUAAUAUUUCAAUAUCAUUUGAAGAUUUCCUCUUUCAUCUUUGCAUUUAUUCGUUCAGGAAAAUCUUGGACUGGCGUCAGUUAGUUUAUCAUACUCUAGGUUUGGAUUUCAGUCAAAUGAAGACUGCUACAUUUACAUAAACGAAUUCGUAGAUAAAUGAAAAACUUUAGCAAGA